AUGGCAGCAUUUUAUUUCAACGUGUUUAUGUUAUUCUCUCUUUUAACCAUCACCAUUGUUACUCCUCUUAAUGCUUUUAAACCUCUUGGUCUUCAUCAAGUUUCUGAUUUCAAUAGGAGCAGUUUUCCCAAAGGCUUUGUUUUUGGAACAGCCUCUUCUGCAUAUCAGUAUGAAGGUGCAGCAUUUGAAGGUGGAAAAGGACCUAGUAUUUGGGAUAACUUCACUCAUAAAUAUCCAGAAAAAAUAAGAGAUAGAAGUAACGGUGAUGUAGCUGAUGACUCCUAUCAUAAGUACAAAGAAGAUAUUAGAUUGAUAAAGGAUUUGAAUAUGGAUGCUUAUAGAUUCUCGAUUUCUUGGUCUAGAGUGCUACCAAAUGGAAAGCUUAGUGGAGGAGUAAAUCAAGAAGGAAUAAAAUAUUACAACAAUCUCAUCAACGAAUUAUUGGCUAAGGGUUUAAAACCAUAUGUCACAAUUUUUCAUUGGGAUGUUCCCCAAGCUUUAGAGGAUGAGUAUGGAGGUUUUUUAAGCCGUCGCAUUGUAGAUGAUUUUAGGGACUAUGCUGAACUUUGCUUCAAGGAAUUUGGUGAUAGGGUGAAACAUUGGAUUACAAUAAAUGAACCAUGGAGUGUGAGCAUGAACGCUUAUGCAUAUGGAAAGUUCGCACCGGGUCGAUGUUCAGAUUGGUUAAAACUGAACUGCACAGGAGGUGAUUCAGGGACAGAACCAUAUUUGACUGCACACUACCAGCUUCUUGCUCAUUCUGCUGCUGCAAAUUUGUACCAGAUCAAAUAUAAGUCAUCUCAACAAGGUAUAAUAGGGAUUACCUUAGUCUCACACUGGUACGAGCCGGCCACUACAGCGAAGGCAGAUGUUGAUGCUUCAAAACGAGGUCUCGACUUCAUGUUUGGAUGGUAUAUGAAUCCGCUUACAAGAGGAAAAUAUCCAAAAAGCAUGAGAACUUUGGUGGGAAAAAGGUUACCAAAAUUCUCAAAAGAAGAAUCAAGGGAACUUAAGGGGUCCUUUGAUUUUCUAGGCCUAAAUUAUUAUUCAUCCUACUAUGCUGCUGAUGCACCUCACCUCCGCAAUGCUGCACAACCAGCCAUACUAACUGAUUCUCUUAUUAAUGCUACAUUUGAACAUAAUGGCAAGCCUCUUGGUCCAAUGGCUGCUUCCAGUUGGUUAUGUAUUUAUCCAAAAGGAUUUCACAAUCUUUUGCUUUACACCAAGAAAACAUACAAGGACCCUGUAAUUUACAUUACUGAAAAUGGCCGUGACGAGUUCAACGAUCCAACAUUAUCUCUUGAAGAAUCUCUCUUAGAUACUUAUAGGAUUGAUUACUACUAUCGUCAUCUUUAUUAUCUUGAAAGUGCAAUAAGGGAUGGCGUGAAUGUAAAGGGAUAUUUUGCAUGGUCAUUGUUGGAUAACUUUGAAUGGGAAUCUGGCUUGAGCUUGAGAUAUGGACUCGUCUUCGUUGAUUUUAAAAAUGGUCAAAAAAGACACCCAAAACUUUCUGCCGAAUGGUUCAAGAAUUUCCUUGUUAAAUCUUAG
Molecule: messenger RNA, 1548 nt
Organism: Lathyrus sativus (Indian pea)
Lineage: Eukaryota; Viridiplantae; Streptophyta; Magnoliopsida; Fabales; Fabaceae
Source: the annotation of a GenBank genome assembly